UCUAUUACGUGGUGAAAACCAAUAUUUAGAUUUAUAAUAUCUGUUCAUAUCUUUAUAGUAUAAAUUUACAUUUUACUGUUUAAGUUGUUACGGCCCAUCAAGUAAAAUUAUUUAGUUAUUUCUAUAUAAAACGGUGAUUCACUUAUAUUUGGCAUAAUUUUAAAAUCAAAAUGACAUCGGGGCCGUACAAUUACUCAUACAUUUUUAAAUAUAUCAUUAUUGGUGAUAUGGGAGUUGGAAAAUCGUGUUUAUUACAUCAAUUCACAGAAAAAAAGUUUAUGGCAGACUGUCCCCAUACUAUUGGUGUGGAAUUUGGCACUAGAAUAAUUGAAGUUGCUGGUCAAAAAAUUAAGCUUCAAAUUUGGGACACGGCGGGUCAGGAAAGGUUCAGAGCGGUGACCCGUUCUUACUAUAGAGGUGCUGCUGGUGCACUUAUGGUUUAUGACAUUACGAGAAGGUCUACAUACAACCAUUUGAGUAGUUGGCUCACAGACACACGUAACUUGACAAAUCCAAGCACUGUGAUAUUCUUAAUUGGAAAUAAGUCUGAUCUAGAUGGUCAGAGAGAUGUUACAUAUGAAGAAGCCAAACAGUUUGCAGAUGAAAAUGGUCUUAUGUUUGUAGAAGCCAGUGCUAAAACAGGUCAAAACGUAGAAGAAGCAUUUCUGGAGACGGCAAAGAAAAUUUAUCAGAGCAUUCAGGAUGGGCGCCUGGAUCUGAACGCGGCGGAGUCCGGCGUGCAGCACAAGCCCGCCGCGCCCGGCCGCCCGCUCGCCGCGCCGCCCGCGCACCGCGACAACUGCGCCUGCUAACCUCACCUCACUUCACGCCACCUCACACCACCUCACGCCACCUCACACCACCUCACACCACCUCACACCACCUCACACUACCACACACCAUUACAUAUUAUAAUGCUCUAUCUAUUUUCCAUCACUUUAUUUUUGACAUGUUAUUUAUAUGUAUAAUUUUUUCUAAAAUUGGUAAUAUUUUAUUUAAAAAACUUCAGCAUCUAAAUUUUCUAACCUAAUUUUACUCUUUCUGUAUUUAUACAUUCCACUUAAAUAUAACAAUUAAUUGUAAUUUUUUUUAUAAAAAACGCGUGAAUUUGUCAAUACUCAUGGAUUAAACUCACAGGAAAUAGCUAAACGAUCACCUCUUAACAACGAUGGAUCUUUUUCUAUUAACUGUUGUCUCUGACCGUAUA
Molecule: messenger RNA, 1207 nt
Organism: Papilio machaon (common yellow swallowtail)
Lineage: Eukaryota; Metazoa; Arthropoda; Insecta; Lepidoptera; Papilionidae
Gene: Rab14
Product: ras-related protein Rab-14
Exons: 5
Coding region: 171-812 (213 amino acids)
Biological process (GO): defense response to bacterium; endocytic recycling; Golgi to endosome transport
Cellular component (GO): trans-Golgi network; recycling endosome; phagocytic vesicle
Molecular function (GO): GTP binding; GTPase activity
Source: RefSeq, a predicted model, not a curated record